AUGUUCACUCUGACUCCCGUCUUAACUGUGUCCUAUGAAGUCAAAAGUGUGUUUCUGUUCCUUUCAAUCCUGGAGUUUGCAGUGGGGAUCCUGGCCAAUGCCUUCAUUUUCUUGGUGAACUUUUGGGAUGUGGUGAAGAGGCAACCACUGAGCAAAUGUGAUCUUGUGCUGCUGUGUCUCAGUAUCACCCGGCUUUUCCUACAUGGGCUACUCUUCAUGGAUGCCAUCCACCUUACCUUCUUCCAGCAGAUGAAAGAACCACUGAGUCUCAACUACCAAAUUGUUAUCAUGCUCUGCAUGAUCGCAAACCAAAGCUGCUUCUGGCUUGCUACCUGCCUCAGUGUCCUCUACUGCUCCAAGAUUGUCCGUUUCUCCCACACCUUCCUGCUCUACGUGGCAAGCUGGAUCUCCAGGAAGAUCCCACAGAUGCUCCUGGGUGGUAUUAUUUUUUCCGGUGUCUCCACUGCCCUCUGUUUGUUUAACUUUUUUAGCAAAUCUCACUUCAUAGCCACAGCUAUGAUAUUCAUGAAUAACAAUACAGGCACAGGAAAUGCAGAAACCAAUUUCUUUUAUUCCUUUCUCUUAUGCAAUCUGGGGUCUAUCUUCCCUUUCCUAGUUUUUCUGAUUUCUUCUGGGAUGCUGAUUGUCUCACUGGGGAGGCACAUGAGGACAAUGAGGGCCAAAACCAGUGAAUCUUGCAGCCCCAGCCUGGAGGCUCACAUCAAAGCCCUCCAAUCUCUUGUCUCCUUUUUCUGCUUCUAUGUAGUAUCAUUUUGUAGUGCCCUCAUCUCGAUGCCCUUGCUGUUGCUGUGGCACAACAAAAUAGGGGUAAUGGUUUGUGUAGGGAUAAUGGCAGCUUGUCCCUCUGGACACGCAGCCAUCCUGAUCUCAGGCAAUGUCAAGCUGAGGAGAGCUAUGGGCACCAUUCUACGCUGGGCUCAGAGCAGCCUAAAGGUAUGGACAGACCACAAGGCAGCUCCCAGGAUAUUAUGUUGA
Messenger RNA from Choloepus didactylus (southern two-toed sloth), 996 nucleotides. RefSeq names its product taste 2 receptor member 38 (gene TAS2R38). The transcript has a single exon. Gene Ontology annotation, cellular component: membrane. Gene Ontology annotation, molecular function: G protein-coupled receptor activity; bitter taste receptor activity. Gene Ontology annotation, biological process: sensory perception of taste; G protein-coupled receptor signaling pathway; detection of chemical stimulus involved in sensory perception of bitter taste. The record is from RefSeq and is a predicted model, not a curated record. The coding region runs from base 1 to 996 and encodes 331 amino acids. Lineage: Eukaryota; Metazoa; Chordata; Mammalia; Pilosa; Megalonychidae.